AAAAGAUGUUUAUAUUUCCAAAUUUGAAGGAAUUUAUACAUCUAUAUAAACAAGUACCUAACGCACUAAACGGUGAGCUUUAUUUGAUAAUAUCACUGAUCAUCAUCGAGCUAGACGUUGAGGAACAUUAAAAUGGUUCAUCACUGCUGCAGCAAACAGAAAGUCAAGAGAGGCCUGUGGUCUCCUGAAGAAGAUGAGAAGCUUAUCAAAUAUAUCACCACCCAUGGCCAUGGCUCUUGGAGUUCUGUUCCCAAGCUCGCAGGGUUACAGAGAUGUGGGAAGAGUUGCAGAUUGAGAUGGAUAAACUACUUGAGACCAGAUCUGAAAAGGGGUUCAUUUACUGAGCAAGAAGAGAGGACUAUCAUCGAUGUUCAUAGAAUUCUUGGCAACAGAUGGGCGCAAAUAGCGAAGCAUUUGCCUGGAAGAACUGACAAUGAGGUCAAGAAUUUUUGGAACUCAUGCAUUAAAAAGAAACUUCUUGCUCAAGGGAUUGAUCCCAAUACUCACAAUCUCCUCUCUCCUUCUCAAUUUUUUCAUAACAAUACUUCCAACAAUAUUGUAGCAUGUAACAACAACAACAAGAAGCAGCUUCUUCCUCCAAUGUUCCUCCUAAAUUCACAAAUGAAAGACGAUAAUAAUUCUUCCAUGGAGGCCAUGAAUUUGAAAUCACCAUUUCUCACUGAUAAUAACAUUUUCCCCAAUUCUUUAUCAUUGCAUGAAAUCUCAAACCUACCAAAUAUAAUGACUACCUCUCAUGAGUUCCAAAACCCUAAUAUGUUUUGGACAAUGGAAGGCCAAAAUCAUCCCCAAAACGUCCCUGCUGUGUCUUCUUCUCCAUUAAAUCCAAGUGGGUUCGACCUCAUUGAUGAGAAUUGCAUUUGGAAUAAUGAAAUAACAAUGGAGAUUCAACCUCAGCCUCAGAAUGUGAUCUACGAAGUUGAAAUUGAGAAACCUAUAGGGCAAAACAACAACAUGAGCACAUCAUUUGAGAGAUCUGAUUUUGAUUUUGAGUUUGUGGAGUCAACAGUAAUGCCUUGUGGAAUGUAUAGUAACCUUAUUGUCAUAGACCAAUUUGCAUGGGAUUGUUAAUUAAUUAAUUAGGGCUUUACUAUUUUUUUUUUUCAAUUUUUUUGAGGCUUUAUUGUCCGUACGUGGCCAUCUUGAA
Pistacia vera is the source of this 1165-nucleotide messenger RNA. Its product is annotated as myb-related protein 308-like. The transcript is spliced from 2 exons. NCBI's taxonomy places the organism in Eukaryota, Viridiplantae, Streptophyta, Magnoliopsida, Sapindales, Anacardiaceae. The record is from RefSeq and is a predicted model, not a curated record. Bases 133 to 1089 code for a protein of 318 amino acids.